Populus trichocarpa (black cottonwood) is the source of this 2089-nucleotide messenger RNA. RefSeq lists its product as uncharacterized. Lineage: Eukaryota; Viridiplantae; Streptophyta; Magnoliopsida; Malpighiales; Salicaceae. The coding region runs from base 547 to 1443 and encodes 298 amino acids. The transcript has 2 exons. The record is from RefSeq and is a predicted model, not a curated record.
UUUCUUUUUUCUCUUUGAGUUUGAUGCAUAUGUUUGUAUUUGUUUCUGUUUUUCUUCUUCUUCUUCUUCUUUAAUGUUAUUUCCGGAACCUAGUUGUUCAAUAUCGAAUAACUGUAAGAGCUCGGUAUUGACAUGGAACAGAUUUUUGUAUUGAAAUCAAAAUUUUUCAAGGAAGCUUCAGGGGAAAAAAGAUCAUUUUUUUUAAAUUUCUGUUAUCGGAUUAUGGCCCUUUUCUUCUUUUACAUUGACUGAUUAAUACAAAGGGACUAGUUUUGAUACAGCAUUUGUGUAUACAUUGAUUCUGAUUCUGAAACUGGAAAUUGUAACCUCUUAAAGUUCUGUUACAAGAGUUGAAAAUGCUGUAAUUUGAUAUGGAUGGUUUCCUUCUUGAUUUGCAACUUGAAUUCCUAUUCCUAGGCAGCAUAGGGAGCUUGAUUUCAAGUAGUGUGAUCGGACAAGUAAUACCAUAUAGCUGGUGAAGGUGGGGGUGCAUGGAAAUUAAUAGAUUUUGAAGGAAGUAGCCAGCAUUUGAAAGCUUAUGAGGUUAUGACUGACGAAAAACCUAUUCUUGCUCUCGAAAGUUCACGUUCCUCUGCAUCCGAUUCUUCAUCAAGAUCUAGUGAGGUUGAAAAUGAUAUUCCUGCCAGUCCCUUUAUCCAAUCAAAACAAGCAGAUGUUGGGUUAGCACAAGGACCGAUACUUCCAGCAGAUGUUGAAUCAUCACAAGGAUCAGUAUUUCCAGCAGAAGUUCCCAGCCACAAUCCUGUUAUCAACAUACAAGUAUUGCCCCCACCAUCACCUCAACUGCAUGUGAUGGGACAACCUGGAGGGUACGAUCCAAAUAGGAUCCCAUCAUCCAUUUUUGCUAAGCCUAGUAAUCCUGCAGAAUGGAGCGUUGCUUCUAAUGAUUCAUUGUUCAGUAUUUACAUGGGGAAUGGUAGCUUCUCAAGAGAUCAUGCUUUCAUGUUGUAUAAAUCGGGAGAACUCCCCAGGUUUGAUGAGACAGGCAAUGCUUCAACCAGUUUGAGCCCUGUCAUUGAAGUAGAGAACAAUGAUAGAAAGAAUGAGGAUAUAUCAAUAGACAUAAAAGUGAAGGAAGAGGAAUCAACUGAUUCUGAAGAAGAGGAAUCUGAAUCAACAGCUGAGAUCAGACCGACAAAGGAGGUUCCGGGUGCAACAGAGAAAAUUAGUAAUUGUCAGGAAAAGAUGCAUCUUGUUGAGGAGAUUCGAGUUUCCUUCUCCAGCAGUAACAGAUCAUUUCAGUUCCCGUUAUUGGACGCUACCUCAGGAAGAAGUUCUUCUUUUAAUGAGGUGAUGAAGAAGCAUUCCUCGGAGAAGCACUUGGAACAGGAGUCACAGCCAGCAGAAACCCCUGGAACAACCCAAAAGGCUGAGGGGAAUAGUUGGUUUCCUUGCUUCUCUUGCUGCUCACAUGGCUGUUGAGAGAGAGUUCUGCAUAAAUAUUUUAAAUCCAACCUCUGUACAUCUCCCUCUUUGUCAAGAAUUCCUGCCUUGUCCAUCGGAUCUAAAUACGAACCUUAUUCUCUGCAGUCUUUGUUUCUAGCUUUGGUGAGUCUUCUCCCAUUGCAAAACCUUAGAGUUUAUAGUUAAGGUAUAAAUCACCAUCUAAACUCAGUUAUAGAAUAUAUAGUAUAGUCUUCAUUCAAUUCAAUGGGAGAAGUUUGGCUUUUAAAUUUGAGAAAAAUUCAGCAUAAGAAUUAUCUACAAAGAUAUAUUGAUUUAGAAAUUUCCAAGGAAAAAACUUAGGUUUGAUUCUUACAUUAGAUUAAUUGUGACUGAUAUCUCGACAGUAUUUCUUUAGUUUGUAUGUCUUUUUAUCCAGGGAAGUGCUUUGUAGUCCUUGAUCAAUCGAUGCUUGAGUUUCUCUGUAUUGAUUAUUGGAAGUGCAAUUCAUACUAAAUGUAUUUAUGGAAAGGAAAAUGAGGCUGCUUAUAAACUCUUUAUUACCGAAUGAAUGAAUGAAUGAAUGAUAGAAUAGAAAUCACCUACUAAAUGUUUUUUAAUGAUUAUAUUAUAGAAUGCAUAGUUUUGAAACCCAGACCAGCCCGGCGGGUUGACCCGGGACCCG